Messenger RNA from Homalodisca vitripennis (glassy-winged sharpshooter), 1911 nucleotides. Its product is annotated as rho GTPase-activating protein gacO-like. Lineage: Eukaryota; Metazoa; Arthropoda; Insecta; Hemiptera; Cicadellidae. The record is from RefSeq and is a predicted model, not a curated record. Bases 133 to 675 code for a protein of 180 amino acids. The transcript is spliced from 3 exons.
AGAACAAUGUCAAUCAGAUAAAGCACUCGUUUAUUUCAUAGCCUUGACGAUUUCGUCUAGGAAGAUGUGAACGAAACAAACAGUGACAACGUAGUUGACGUACAGACUGGGUUUACACGUUUUAAAAGGAGUAUGGAAAUGCGUUAUCCAUGGGUGCAACUGAAUUACGUCUUUUUCAUUAUUACUCUGGUUUAUAGUAAACCAAAUAAGGUAAACAAUGGUUUUGAUGAACUCAACCCAUUAACAACCCAUAAUAGUGAGGACGUAAUACACUUCCAACCAGCAGUUAAUAUCAGUACAAAAAGAAUAAACCCACAAAGCAGCAAUAGUACUGGCAAUUCUGAUUUCCAAGGCAGUGUGAUGUCUAACUUACUGAAGCCUCUUGACGGUGGUGAAAAACAAACUAUUAAUAUCACAGCCGAUAAUGAAGUUGCUCCAAGAUUUCUCGGCUUGCUUAGUGGAGUAGUAAAUAUGAUAGCCAGCCCUUUCAAACACGCAUUUAUGCCAAGAUCUCCACCGCCAUGUACUUCACCAGCACCUCGCCCUCCAAAUAUAAUUCACCGAACACCACCUCCUCCAACCCAAAAACCUACAUCACCAGCACCACCAUCGCAUCAACCAAUCAACAUAAUAGUAAAUAUUCCUAAAGAUGUCGAUGUUGAUUAUUAUUAUUGAUUUAAUGAUAUGAACAUAAAUAAGUAUUUCUACGGAACAUGGUUGAUACAUGUCAAUGUAAUUACAUUAUUAAAUGGUAUAUCUUUACACUUACAUUAUCAAAUGUUUAAUUUCAAUAGGCUGAGCUGUUUAAUUAGAAAGGCUGUCAUUGAUCCGAAAGAAAUUUUGCUUAUGAUUAUUAUUUGCCUAUCUUUAUAUCUGUCUAUAUUACAUAUACAAUACAUACAGAAAACAAAAUAAUACGUAGAUUUUGCACAUACGUAAGUUUCCACGUUCGUUUGCAGAAAUGUUAAUUUAUAUGCAGGCAGCACUUCAAUGAUGAUGCAUGUCACACCAUAGGAUUUCUCUGAGUAUUAGCAAAAAUUUUCGCAUUAGUCUUAAGAGUAAUCAUGAUGUCACCAUAAACAUACCAGAAUAAACAAAUUUUAAAAAUAAAUUCAAUACAAUCACAUAAGAUUUCAUGUGAAAUAUUUACUGAUAUAGUUUUAAAAUAUGUAAAGGAAAGCGUACUUAGUUAUUUGAUUUCUUAGUUCACCGGAAGUUUUAGUUUUUGAACACUGCUAUGAUACCUAACUUAUUGAACAAAAUAUUAAAACGUAUCAUAUCGGAAGAUGUCUCGAGGAAUAUUUCGUCAGCAGAUGUUGAAUUAUUGCAUGAUAAUUCAGAUACAAAGAGAAAAAAUUAGUUUUUUUAAUUUGCACGUCCAACCUUUAAAUCGUCCUGGGUUCCUACAAAAAUAUCGCGCAGUAAGCUGAAAUAAUUUCUUUUGUAUCUGCCGGGGAAAUAAAGAAACUUAUUUCCCGCCUGUUUUGACUGUCCUUCCAUAGAAUUAUCAAUACUGAAAUGAGCUAUAUAUCUGAGGCUACGCAAGAAACUUCAGCGAAAUCUUUUAAGUGACAUGUGGUGUGGUUUAGCUUGUAAAAUUUGUAUGCAAAAUAUUAUACAAUCAAUACUCUUAUUGUAUAGCAUUUAAUAUAUUUAAUUUACAUAAAUAUUAAAAAAGCUAUUUAUUGUAUAAAUGGUCCUCCAGGGUAAUAUUCCCACUUAACUAUGAAGAUUGUUUAAUUUAAGAACUAUAGUAUUUUGUUUUUACAAAUAACCAGCCUAGAUGGAAUGAUAAUAUAAAGUUGUAUUGUUACACAUAAUUUUGUCAAUACCAUUCCUUUAAGUAUAGUUCAAUAAUAGCCUUAAAAAUAAGGGUUAUUAACGAAGAUGGCGCCAAUAAAAGUUCCAAGA